Messenger RNA from Carica papaya (papaya), 1004 nucleotides. Its product is annotated as dehydration-responsive element-binding protein 1E-like. The record is from RefSeq and is a predicted model, not a curated record. Gene Ontology annotation, biological process: regulation of DNA-templated transcription. NCBI's taxonomy places the organism in Eukaryota, Viridiplantae, Streptophyta, Magnoliopsida, Brassicales, Caricaceae. Gene Ontology annotation, molecular function: DNA-binding transcription factor activity; DNA binding.
UCUUCCUCUUCUUCUUCUUCUUCUUCUUCUUCUUCUUCUUCUUUUUUCCCUUUUCCCCAGGUUACAACUCUUAAAAAAACUUGGAGAUGGAGAUUUUCAGGCAAUUAUCCGAACAUUAUCCAUUUGGAUCGAGUACUUCUAUGUUCCUCGACAAACCAGAGAGUUCUACUUCGUCCGAUCCUGGUACUCUCCGGCGGCCGGCUCACUCCGAUGAGGACGUCAUACUGGCGAGCAGCAGGCCUAAGAAGCGAGCAGGGCGAAGGGUUUUUAAAGAGACCCGGCACCCCAUUUACAGAGGGGUUCGGCGGAGGAACAAGAACAAGUGGGUGUGCGAGCUACGGGAGCCGAAUAAAAAGACACGGAUUUGGCUGGGCACGUAUCCGACUCCUGAAAUGGCGGCACGGGCACAUGACGUUGCAGCAUUGGCGCUUAGAGGAAAAUCUGCAUGCCUGAAUUUCGCAGACUCUGCUUGGAGAUUGCCACAGCCGGCUUCCAUGGACGCGAAGGAUAUUAGAAGAGCUGCAGCUGAAGCAGCUGAAGCUUUUCGGCCUCUGGAAAGGGAAGAAGCUGCUGGAGGGGAAGUAAGAGAGGUACUAGAGAGGGUUAAGAUUUCUGAUCAUCGUGAUGUUGGGAAAGGGAAGGAAGUGGAAAGUGGAGAUCAAAACGAGUCGUAUUUGGAAGAAAAUGUGUUCUUUAUGGAUGAAGAAGCUGUGUUUGAUAUGCCUGGGUUGCUAGCGAAUAUGGCGGAAGGGCUUCUGCUAUCACCACCUCCAUUGGUAGAGAGUGAUAGGACAAACAUGGAGGAUGAAGAAUCUAGUGAUGUUGAUUUGUCACUGUGGAGUUACUCGGUGUGAUAAUUAAUGUGGUUUUAAUUAGAUUAAUUACUGUUUAAUUUUAUUAGUUUAUGGAUGGAACAUCCCUAGCAGCCAGAAGCUUCUUUGUUGUUGAGUUGAUUAGUGUGGAAGCUACAAAGUUUUGUAAGUACUGAGUGUCCGUACCUAGUA